AUGAAACCGCGGCGAACAUCCCAAAGAUUUACCCGAAGAAUCAGAAGUUCGUGUGGAGGGCGAAGAAGAAAGAUUCCUCUUUGAAUCCGCUCCCCCCUCCGCCACCGCCCGCGGUUAUGGGCGGAUCUUCCGCGGGACCUAACGGCGAACAUUCUGCAUAGACUGGGGAGCGGAAGAGGUCCUGAGGAGUGGGAUUAAGGUGUGCAGCUCAUGGCGAAGCACGUGCAAGGAUCCUGCAAUGUGGCGUGUCGUCGACCUCUCAAACACCACGGAUACCGAGACCAAGGACUUGGAGGAAUUGUGCCGAUGCGCGGUGAAUCUCAGCCAGGGAGAACUCGUUGACAUUGCCAUUGAUGGCUUCUGCACUAAUGAAUUGAUCCUCUAUAUUGCUAACCGAGCAAGCAAGCUUCGGCGGCUUCGGCUUGUAUCCUGCUACUUUGUCUCUAAUGAGUCUUUGAGUACGGCUAUCGCGCAGCUUCCAUCAUUACAGGACCUGGAAAUAUACUUCCCCGAGCUCUCGACCGAAUGCAUCAAAACCAUUGGCCUCUCUUGUCCUUUCCUCAAGUCAUUUACUUACGACAGUUGUGAAGAUCCAUGACAAUGAAAGGGCUGCGCCGCCUCUCUCUCUUCAGGAAUGCCAUGACAGAGAAAGGCGUGCGGGCAAUACUUGAUGGUUGCCCGCAUCUCGAAUCUCUUGACUUGAGAAGGUGUGUUUCAAUGUCACCACCCUUGAAGGCUAUUUGGGUGGGAGGUUUCUGAAGAUGAAUAAUGGUUUAUGUAGGGA
This is a messenger RNA of Cuscuta campestris, 784 nucleotides long. NCBI's taxonomy places the organism in Eukaryota, Viridiplantae, Streptophyta, Magnoliopsida, Solanales, Convolvulaceae. The record is from the annotation of a GenBank genome assembly.